Messenger RNA from Ananas comosus (pineapple), 372 nucleotides. RefSeq names its product auxin-induced protein 15A-like. Gene Ontology annotation, biological process: response to auxin. The record is from RefSeq and is a predicted model, not a curated record. The transcript has a single exon. NCBI's taxonomy places the organism in Eukaryota, Viridiplantae, Streptophyta, Magnoliopsida, Poales, Bromeliaceae. The coding region runs from base 1 to 372 and encodes 123 amino acids.
AUGCUGAAGAGGAAGUUCCUAGGGACAUUUCUUACAAAGUGGAGGAUGCCAAGUAUUGAGAUGCUAACAUGUGCAACAUACAGCUGCAAUGGGUGGGCUCUCAUCGGUCGAAGCCAAGAAGAAGAAAGCAUCCCCAAAGACGUUCCUAAAGGCCACAUGGUAGUCUACGUAGGCAAUGAGCACAAGAGGUUUGUCAUUCGAGUCACGUACCUCCACCACCCCUUGUUUCAGGCAUUGCUUGAUAGAGCUGAGGAAGAGUAUGAUUUUAGCCCAGAUUCUAAGCUCUGCAUACCAUGCGAGGAAGAUCUCUUCCUCAGCAUUCUUCACUGCGUUAGUUUGCAGAAGGAACCUAGAAUGUGGUUAUGCCUUUGA